Physcomitrium patens is the source of this 2245-nucleotide messenger RNA. RefSeq names its product histone-lysine N-methyltransferase ATXR2. The record is from RefSeq and is a predicted model, not a curated record. Gene Ontology annotation, molecular function: methyltransferase activity; protein binding. NCBI's taxonomy places the organism in Eukaryota, Viridiplantae, Streptophyta, Bryopsida, Funariales, Funariaceae.
AGAUCGGAUGCUUGAUGCAUAUAACUGCCAGUUUUAGGCAACAAGAAGCACGAAACCAAGCAUGUUUGUUGUCGUGUAUUGGUGUCGAGGGAGUUUUGAGCAUUCAAUUGAGAGUUGGUGCAGAGCUUCGCCGAGAAUCCCAAGGAACCCAGCUGCUGAAUCAGUCGGCAGCUGUAUUUGUGGUGCAGUGGAUCAAACUGCAGAGGUGCCGACAUGGCCAUGGAGGUGGAUGGAGAUGGCGUCGAUGGCAUUCUACAGAAGCUGCUGGCUCCGCCUUCGCCACAAUCCAUGCAGAAUUACUACGCUGAGCUCUCGAAACAAGGCGCUGGAGCCGGCCUGCAAGUGCGCCGCAUGGAUGGGGAUACGGGGAAAGGUGUCUUUGCGAAUGAAGAUUUUGAGGCUGAGGAGCUGGUUUUGCGAGAACCACCGCUCGUAGGUGCUCAACACUCCCGCAACAAGAGAGAUGCUAUAGUGUGCAGUAAUUGCUUUCGGUAUGUCGGCUCCAUUGAGCUGCAGUUAGCACGGCGUCUUCUCCUAGACGAUGGAAGUUUGUCAGAAGCAGAUGAUAAUGCCAAUCAUGAUGAUAUGGAUGCUGAUGGAGAAUCGACAACUUCCAUGAACGAUGAAGAUCAAGAUGAAAUGGAACCAGAAGACACAAACGACAUUGAUGAUGAUUGUGGAUGCAGUGGAGAAUCGAAGAAAAAGAAGAAAGCACUUCCAUCGGAUGCAAGAUCUGCUCUUGAGAGCGGAGCGCUUGAGCUUCCCUACAGUGAUCGAUUCCCAUUGCCAGAUGUUGUGCCUUGCAAGGGUGGUUGCUCUGAUGAUGUUUACUGCAGUGAUAAGUGUGCAGAGGCGGCUUGGACAAAUCACCACAGUCUGCUAUGCACCGGCCCUUCUUCACGUUGCAAAAAUAUUGAUGCUUUGGUCAGCUUCAAGGAGUUCACAAAUGAAACAAACGACAUAUUUCACAUUGCUGCUCAGGUCAUUGCUGCAACCGUGUUGAGAGCCCGGAAACUUGAGGGUUCAAUCAAAUGCAAGCAUGAGUCAGCUUUGCUAAAGGCCUGGGAACCCUUUGCGAUGGGCUUCAAACUCUUAUGGUGGGAAACAGUAGCCUUGCCACCUGAUGUGGAUCCUGCUGAUGAGCGACAAUUUCGGGAUCAAAUGAAAGAUAUUGCUGCACAGUCGUUAACUUUACUGAAGAAGGCAAUUUAUGAGGAUAAAUAUGACCCUUUAUUUUCUUUGGAUGUGUAUGGGCGCAUUAUUGGCAUGUUCGAAUUGAACAAUCUGGAUCUUGUUGUAGCGUCACCUGUUGAAGACUAUUUUCUUUACAUUGACGAUCUUCCUCCGGCUGCAAAGGCAGAGGCUGAAGCAUAUACGAAGCCAUUCUUAGAAGCUCUAGGCGAUGACUACGCCGCUUACUGUGAAGGGUCAGCAUUUUACACAUUACAAAGUUGCAUGAAUCACUCUUGCCGACCCAAUGCCAGAGCGUUCAAGCGGGAUGAGGACCGAGAUGGCCAUGCGGUGCUACUUGCGCUCAGACCCAUCAAGAAGGGCGAAGAGGUGACAAUCUCAUACAUUGAUGAAGAUGCCUCUUUGGAAGAGAGGAGAGCUGCACUGGCAGACUACGCUUUUUUAUGCAGGUGUUCUCGAUGCUUGGAAGAGAGCUGAAAACUUGUGCAAUCUCAGACCACAGGCAAAAUCGUGGUCAAUUUUUACUUCGACCAUGGGUACGCAAUACUCUCGUACAUAUGAGGUUAUCGUCUGCAUCAACUUCAGAAUGUCUGUCACUACCUUCAAUUGUCUAGACGGACUGUGUCCACUGAGAUAGCCCAAUUACCAACGCUCUUGACAAUCGUAGUUUUCUUCAGAAACACAAGCUAUAUAACUAAGUCUAGCAUUGUUAUUAUUGUUGAAGUUUUUUUAAUUUGUGCAUCAUCAUGUCCCACAAACCAAAAGACCAAAUUUGUUGAAGGGCACUUUAAAACGUUGUGUAGAGAUUUGCAAUUUAUGACCAGUGUUUAGAUGUGCUUGUUUUUAAUGGUAUUGGACACUGAUGAGUCUCCGCAGAUGUGCAAAGAGAUGAUCUACACAGUAAUCUUGUGCACUCUCCAAGUGGUGACACAUGCUCAGAGGAUUCCAUCAGCGCUCAUAAUUGUUCUACAACUGCUUUAGAAUAUCAAUCAGAAGUAACAGAGUUGUGUAACAUUUCAUCACUUUCAAUAUAAUCUGAGAAUUAGUUUUUUGA